UAAAGUGAACCAUAAACAGCCUGAUGAAUAAAACCCAUCAGUGUACCACGUCUCACGAUCGCCGCAUUUCCUGGUUAGUAGGGCCAGUAAAUGAACGGAAUCAGACUGAACACACGUUCAUGUAAUAAGUGGCUAUUUGACAGUGCAUUUUUCCGUUUCCUCUCGGAGGUCUGGUAACCCAGACCAAAGGCUCAGCUGCUGCUGCUGGUUAGCCAGAUGAUCCCGGUAAACAGCUCCUGACAGGCUACUGUAGGUGUCUGCCACUGCCAUGCCAAAGCCUGGAUGACCCAAGGGACUCAUUGUUAACAGAAUCCAGAUCUCCUGCUCCUUAUGGCUGUAUAUGAUGAGAACAUCCUGAAGAAUCCUUUCUACUUGGCAUUAGAGAAGCAGAGACCGGACCUCUGUAGCCGAGUGGCUGAGCUCCACGGCAUUGUUCUGGUGCCUUGUUGUGGAAGUUUGACCGUCAGCAGCUAUUCAGACUCUCACUUUGACAGCUAUGUCCUGCAAGCUGUGGACAAUGGAUACCAAAGUGCGGAUGGCAAGGAGGUCAGGAUCCAGGACAGGCAGGUCCAGCUGGGAUUUGGUUCCUCAAGUCCUGUGUCUGUCCCCAUCCUGUUUGAGGAAACUUUCUACAAUGACCAGGAGCAGAGCUACAGCAUCCUGUGCAUCUCCAGGCCCAUGGAGGUGGAUCCGAGCCCGGCCGAGGUCAGCUCGCCUCCCCCCUACUGCCUGAAAAGCCUGGAGGAUGUCAGGGAGUUCCUGGGCCGCCACGCACAGAAACUGGACAAGUUCAUCCAGAGCUUCUGUCAGGCCUUCAAAGAGCAAGAGAGGAAGGGACUCCGACACCACAUAGAUUCGGUCAACAGUCUUUACACUAAAUGUCUUCAGUGUUUGCUCAGAGACUCUCGCUUGAAACUUCUGGCUAAGCAGGAGCUUCAGAUGACUCUUCUCAAACAGGCGGUGGAGAUGUAUGUUCAUCAUGGCAUCCAUGAUUUAAUCUUUAACUUUGUGGGAACGCUUGAAGCUAGCCAGGAUGCUGCCUUCAACAAAACUACCAGGAGUCUGCAGGAGCUGCAGCAGAAGGACCUGGGAGUCAAACCUAAGUUCUGCAUAAACUUGUCACGGGCAAAGCGAGACCUGAGUCAGCUCAACCAGCAGACGUCGCCCCUCCUCAAACUGCUGUGCCUGCGCAGAGUCGCCCUGACUGCCACCCAGACCCCCAGACGCACUGUCAGUAUAGAAGCUGUGAGUGCAGAUGACCUCCUCUCUGUUGUCCUCUAUCUGCUGGUGAAGACGGAAAUCCCCAACUGGAUGGCCAACCUGAGCUACAUCAGGAACUUCUGCUUCAGCCACUCCAGCAAAGAUGAACUCAGCUACUGUCUGAGCACCUUCGAGGCUGCAGUGGAAUACAUCAACCUGGGAAAGCUUCAGGACACACACUCUGGCUCAGGUGAGCUCAACGACAAGGCUCUGUUCAAGGAGAGGAUGAGUCUGCUGUCUCAGAGCGCUGCCACGCCCAUCCACUGUCUGUUUGAGCACAUAGCAAAUGGAAAUGAAACAGAAGUGGAACGUCUGCUGAGUGAAGGAGAGGGUGACGAGGAUGUCAGGAUGUGCCAUCCUCUCUGCUCCUGUGAUCUCUGUGACCUCCAGCUGUCAGGGCGAUUGAAUGAUCCGUCCAUCAUCACGCCGUUCUCCAGAGAUGAUCGAGGUUACACACCUUUGCACGUCGCUGCUAUCUGUGGUCAAGCCCAGCUGAUUGACAUAUUGGUACAUAAAGGAGCUCCAGUCAAUGCCACGGACUACCAUGCCCUAACACCACUGCACCUGGCCUGUCAGCGUGGAUACCAGGGAGUCACGCUGCUGCUGCUGCACUACAAGGCAAACGCAGACGCUCAGGACAACAACAGCAAUACUCCUCUGCACCUCGCCUGCAUGUACGGACACGAGGAUUGUGUGAAGGCCUUGGUGUACUACGAUGUCCAAACAUGUCAUCUGGACCUUCAGAAUGAUAAAGGUGACACAGCGCUGCACAUGGGGGCCCGCUGGGGUUAUGAGGGAAUCAUCCAGGUGCUGCUGGAGAACGGAGCCAGCACCCACAUCCUGAACAAGAGCAAAGAGUCACCGCUGCAGUGUGCACUCAACUCCAAGAUCAUCAUGUUGUUGCACUCAACCCAGAACGGACGUCAGCACAGCGGCAGUGGAGUUGAUUCUCCCAGUCGAUCCCCUUUGGCCUCAGACUGCAGCAGCCGUCGGUCCUCGGUGUCCAGCACAUCCUCUCUGGGCUCAGAGGCCAAACCAGAAGGAGAUCGAGUUCGACACAGAGAGGUGGAGAAGCUGCUGCGUGCCGUGGCAGAUGAUGAUGUGGAGAUGGUGCGUUACCUGCUGGAGUGGAUGGAUGAAGAUGAGGAGGAUGAAGGAGACAUUCGUUCUGAAGCUCUACUCUGCCACCCACUGUGUCAGUGUCCGGACUGCGCUCCCACUCAGAAGCUGUCCGUGUCGCAGGCCGGAGUUCUUGGCGUCAACAGCUGCAACGUUGACGGCUUCACACCGCUUCACGUUGCAGCUCUGCACGGCCACGCAGCGCUGGCUGCUCUGCUGAUCCGCCACGGGGCUAGCGUCAAUGCACGUACCAACCAGAGCGCCACGCCGCUUCACCUGGCCAGCCAGAACAGCCAUAUCCAGGUGGUGAGAUUUCUGCUGGAGUGCAAUGCCAAACUGAAUAAGAAGGAUCAGUAUGGCAACACACCUCUGAUCCAUGCCUGUCUCCGUGGAAACCUAGAAACUGCCACCACUCUGUUACAGAGUAAUGCGCAGGUGAACAUUGCCAACCUUCAGGGGAACACUGCUCUCCAUGAGGCGGUGCGGGGGGGACACCAGCCACUGGUGGAACUGCUGCUGAGGGGUGGAGCCUCAUCCGGCCUCAGGAACAAGAGGCAGAGAACACCACUAGACUGCGCCUAUGAACUGGGUGGCAAGAACCAUGAAAUCCUAAGAGCUUUGCAGAAAGCAUCUGGACUUUCCCCUGAUGCUGAACCAAUGAAACUCCUCUCUGUUCCCAAAGGAGCCCUGGCUCACUCAUUCGUACAGCGCCUGAGGCUCCAGGAUCACUCCAACGGCAGGAAACAGAAGCUGGCCGAGUCCAUGAGCAGGAUCCAGCAGAUGAAGAGAGGUUCCUCUGGUCCUUCCUCCAGGUGUUCACCAACCCCAAACCAGAUGAAUCCAGACAGGAGGAGGUUGAGGCGGGGGGAGACUGUGGAGGUCAGCAGCCCCUCAGGAAGCCUCGAUGCUGGGCCCCGUCAGAAGGAGCGGCCCCUGGUUCGCUGUCACACCGUGGACUCUGGAGUGCACACGCCAGAGACACCUGAGUCUCCACAUGUUCCAAACACGACUGAAUACAGUUUAGAAGGUCAUGAUCAUGCAAAUCACAUACACACUCCCAAUACUAGUGAAGGCGUUCUGACAGCAGGUGUCCAGACAUCCAGAGAUGCAGACUAUACUGAAGCCGACACUAGUGAACAGUUUUCCACUGAUGUCUCUAACUGCAGCACAGGUAGUGAGACUUCACCCCACCUGCCCUCUGAUGCGUUGUCACAAGCCAACAGCUCAACUGACUUGUCUUCUACACACAUCCCGACUAUUCGCUGUGCUCCACAUCACCCUGAUGAGCUGUCUCACACCCACCAGCCUGCAAACAGAGAAUCAGAGGAGUCCCUUGAUGGCCAUGCUCAGUCUCUCUCUGCAGCUGAGGCCUUGCAGUCAGAAAGUGAGGAUGAAGACUCCAACACCAAUGAGCUGCACUCCAUCAUCCAGACUGAUGGAGGCGAUUGGAGAAAUGGCAACCAAACAGCCAAGACAAGUGCACAGUCAAAUCAGGGAAGCUACGACUGAAAAGAAGAUGUUGUGGGGCAACUAUUAGAAGAGAAGUGAAUAAGAUAAAUCAUUUUCUGGUAAAUGAGCUGCUCACUGUAAGACAUUAGAAAAACUAAAUGUUUGCCAAAAAGAAAGCACAUAAUUUGAGAUUAGAUGUGACUCUCAUCAUCUGAAUUGAUUCAUACUGGGUCUGUGUCCUCUAACAGAAACCAAAAUCUAAUUACUGGGGUUAAUUCUCCCAACUUACAAAACAAGAUAUUUUCUUACUUAUCACUGCAGAGCUUCUGGUUUUAUUUGUCCAGGUUUUGACCUAACUGACUUCUGGGUGUCUGCUUCUUUAUUGGUUGUGAAGGUAAUGGUACCUUGUCUAUUUAAAAUCAGUCCUAUUCACUCCAGGGACUGGAGUAGUAUUGUUGUAUUGGGCUUGUUGUUUUACAUACCAGUAAACUCAGCAUGUCCAAUUUGUGAGUUUGAGUGCCAGGCACAAAAAUACUGCAGAGAGGUUUGUAUUACUGUGGAGAGAUUAUUCAAACUCAGAGCGACACUUACUUCAUCCUCCAUUUCCACAGCAGUAAUAUAAACAGUGGAACUACAGUGUUUUUUAUUCCAAAUACAAAAGUCUGCUUUCACCUGUAAAUGGCCUUCCUUGCAACUCUGCUUUUCCAGCUGACGUAAAGGAGCAGCUGCAGUUUUUUAUUUGCUGAUGAUCCACAAACCUCACCCACAAGACAUUUUCACAGUUACUGUUUCCUUGGUAGGAAGUAGUUUCAAAAGACAUUGUUCACCGUGGGAACCAGAUUAUCCAACCAAGGAGACAACACUCCUACUGAAAAGAUCUGUUGUAGACGUGUUCUAAAUAAUCACAUCCACUGUACUGAAGUAGAGGCAGAAAUGAUCUCAAAACCUUCACAAAUGAUAUCUAAGCUAUCAGCAUUACUAAGUGAUCAAAUACUUUUGUAAUUUAAACAAGACGUACUCUUUAAAGUCGCAAUGAAAUUCCUGGUGAUCCUAAAUAAACCGUAAAAUGAAAAGCUCGAAAAUAUCGUCAGAUUUGGGUGAGCAACCGAUGAGUUUGAAGCACAUUCUUCUUCUAGCCUUCACAACCGAAAAAAGGGAUGCAACGUGACUUUUUCAUUUCACGCUGUACAGAUGUCCUUGCUUCAGUUUUGUUUUAAGCCACUAGACUGUAGCUCUGACACUGAAGCAUCAGACUACAUUUGAAGAACAGGUUGUUAUUGUUUUAUUUUACUUGAAUACUAGAUGCUAGCUUGGUUUCAGUGUUAAAAAAUGAUUUAUACUUUGGCUGGUUCUCUUGUAUUCUCUAGUUCACUCCAUACCACUCCCCUUAUUGUUUUGUCAGGAUCAUUUGAUUUAAUUUAUGACCUGUGAUGGUCGCGAGCACUUUGUUCAGAGAGGUUCAGCUUCUUCUAAAUGUUACAAUGUUUUUUUUUUGUGCACAAAUGUAGAGUGAGUUAAUUGACCUGCUGACUCUGCAUGCUUGAGCCAAUUAAUUAGAAAUGUUAGAUUUUACCUCACUGCCAACUGUUUCCCAAAUCAUACCUAAAGGUAACUGGUGGGUUUCCUUCCUUUCAGCCAUAGAUUGUAGUUGAUUUUGAUGAAAAUAAAUCUGCAGAGACUUUCUGAAAGUCA
This is a messenger RNA of Amphiprion ocellaris (clown anemonefish), 5520 nucleotides long. It is a transcript of the gene ankrd27, whose product is annotated as ankyrin repeat domain 27 (VPS9 domain). The coding region runs from base 331 to 3888 and encodes 1185 amino acids. Gene Ontology annotation, molecular function: guanyl-nucleotide exchange factor activity; SNARE binding. Gene Ontology annotation, biological process: neuron projection morphogenesis; early endosome to late endosome transport. Gene Ontology annotation, cellular component: neuron projection; transport vesicle; late endosome. Lineage: Eukaryota; Metazoa; Chordata; Actinopteri; Pomacentridae. The transcript is spliced from 28 exons. The record is from RefSeq and is a predicted model, not a curated record.